AGCCAAUCCCUCCCCUGACUAGAGAAACGUCACUCUCAUGUAACUCAGAGCAGAAUGGCGGCUCUUUUGGAAUCGCUGCUGGACAAUAAAGUAAAGUUAAGCGAGGUGUUGCUUUGGCUCAAAGACCGACAUGCUUGUGCGUCACAAGACUUUCCAGUAAAGGUCUGGAAACAGGAGUUUGUGCCUUUCCUCUUAAAUUUUUUACGGGACCAGAGCAGUCACACUUUGACUCAUGGCCCCACCACACCUGCUAAGACCCCCAGCACCUCCAGAUCUGUCCGGACUCAAUGCUCUUCUGAGCGGAGGGGAGGCAAAUCCACACCGGUCCAAGGACUGCGUAACACCAGUCGAAUCCAACUCUUUUCUCCUGCCCCAUCCACAUCCCCGAUGGGUGAAAGGAGUGAACAGGAGACACCGUUUCCUGGCUCUCAUUCUUUUAGUGGUGUUAGUGCCAUGAGCAGCCCCUCUUUCAGCUCUCUAUUGAGCCCUGCUGCUCGAAACACACCCAACGAACGACGCUCAGCCCAGCGUCACAGUCUUGGAGACUUCAUGACGUCACCCACAGACGCACAGCAGCACAAAGGCCGCAGGAGGAGUGGAGGUUUUGGGGGGUCUGCAAACAGCCGACAUUCGGGAUCUCGGAAUGCACUGAACGAGGAAGGAGGUCGCUGGGAUGGAGGAGGAGGAGGCAGGAGGAGUAGAGGUGUGGGCAGGAUUGAAACAGUAUCACCUCCCACGCAGAUGCAGCUAAACUUUAAUAAUUUGGAAGACUUUCCUCCUAUGGCUGCUGCCCAGGCUUCACCAAUGACAACCAAACCUUCACGGAGAAUUAACCCAACCCUAGUGAGUGCAGAACGGCCUAGCUCUAAACCUAUGAGCUGCUUUACGUCUACCCCUGUCAGCCUGUCUGCCAGCCCCCCUAUUACUUUAGAGAGCAUCACAGCCAAACCAAACUGUGGAAGCCCUCACAGCCUGCAGGAAGAGCGAGAGUUACUCAGGAGAGAACGGUCUAAACUUGCCCAGCAGACCAGCUCUCCGCUAAAGACCACCCCCAUUACCUGCACCCCAACCAAAACUGUGCACAGACAGGGGUCUAAAGUAACCCCUGACCCUCAGGCACCGUGCCCUGACCCUGAUAAGGUCACGCAAACACCAGAGUUAAAUCUGCUAGCAGAGCUGUACUGUACCUGCAUUUCAGAGAAUCUGGUUCCAUGUGUGAUCCUGGAGCUGUUCUUUGUGCUUCAGCUUUUGACAUCUCGGGGUGUAUCUGUCUCUGAACCUACCGAGGAGGGAGUCAGCAUAUGUGAACACAGCCCAGAUGUUCUGGAGAAAGCUUACCUGGGAAAUGUCCACAACUGUGUCUAUUUUGCAGUGAGAGUCUUGGAGCAUCAGUUUGAGUUGGUGUCACACCUGGACAAGUGCACUUUACGGCUCCUGUCUGAGAAUGAGAGAGUGGGGUCUUUUUCACCUGCCCUCAGAGAUCGCCUGGCACAAUCUCAGGACAACUGCACAGCUAAUGAUCUGCCCACUCCACCAUUGUUCGUUCAUUCGGUGCCAUUCCAGCCAGCAACAGACAACCGUUCCAACUUCAGCAGCGAUAGGGCCUUUCACACUUUUAAGAAACAGAGGGAUGUGUUCUACGAGCUGUUGAGAGAAUGGGAGGACUCCCAUAAGGAACCUGGCUGGAAUUUUGAGGCUGCAAUAGGCAAUAGAGUCAGGAUGAUGGUUAGUCAGCUCACGGCCGCAGGAAAUCAUUCUCACUUUGCCAGGCUUUUCCAGAAGCAGCUCAUCCAGAUGUGUAAGGGCACUUGCAUUCUGGGUUCUUCUAAUGAAACCCCUGAUGCCGAUCUGCUGGGCAUGCUGGGAGCAGACAGCUUAGGUCGUCUAAAACGUCUACAACAGCGUUUGGUCCAGCCACAGGGCCUUAUUGGUCCCUGCCCUCCACCUUCUUUCCCUGGACACCAGGAGUUUUUCAGAGACUUUCUUCAGACAGCCGGCUGCUGUCAGCUAAACCAACACCUAAAAGAUGGCCUGUGUCAGGAGCUUCUAAAGUUGGAUGAGGUGUCCAUUCUUGGCCCAGAUGCCAGCCCAGCACGGGGAGAAGAGACGAGUGAUGGAGACAUGGAGCAACAGGAUGAGAAGCAGCGAUUCUCCUCAGUGCUCCUCAUGGCUCGACUGCUGGCUAAGUUUUUGGGUUUCAUCUGCUUUCUGCCUUACCACACCUCUGAACCUCCAUCCAGAGACAUUCAAGAUGCCGCAAUCACUCUCCGCAGUAAGAGUUCUCCAGUUCUGGAUGUGUGCGCAGUGUUGAGAAGCUCUAUGCACAGAAGACGAACAAUUUUGACGGUGCCAUGGAUAGUAGAGUUCCUCUCUAUGUUGGACUACACUGGCCCAUUUCUGCCCUUUUACAGGACCGCUUUGUGCCUGCUUCUCUACAUCUAUAAGAGGAUGGUGUUGGGUCGAGGGGAAGAGCUAAGUUACAUGAACCAGCUACUUUUAGUAGCAGUGUUGGGCUGGCUCUUUCAGAUCCCAGUCUUUCCAGAAGAUCUCUUCUUCAGCACAGAUCUUGAGGAGGAAAUCAAAGAAAUGGAGAAUAACACGGGUGCCCAGGGACUGGACACCCUACCAUUAGUCGACCAACAGCUGCUCUACACCUGCUGCCCAUAUUUAGGGGAGUUUCGUAAGCUGCUUGCUGCAUUUGUGGCUGGAAGCACGUCCAAGAGCGGAGGCCUGAUUCGAAAGAUCACCCCCACAUCUGCAGAGCCGAGGGGACCGUCCAUCACCCGUUCGCAGCAAAAACUGCAGGUGGAUCUAGAACAGGCAUUUUUUCACAACCAGCCUCCAUCUCUCAGAAGGACUGUAGAGUUUGUUGCAGAAAGAAUUGGCUCCAACUGCGUCAAACACAUUAAAGCUACACUAGUGUUGGAGCUUGUGCAGGGGGGAGAGAAAACACUCAGAGAUGGUUUGGGUUUGGAUGGUAUCAACGCUGCCAAGCUUAAUGAUUCUAUCUGUGCUCAGCUCUGUGAUGCAGGCAUGCAAGCUCUGGAGAAAGCAUCCAGGUUCUGCAGUGAGUAUGCUCCUGGAGCUGUGAGAGCACUUCUGCCCCUUGAAACCUCUCCUGCAGUUUUGUCCACAGCUGAGAUUAUCACCACUCGUCUGGCUACAGAAAAGGCAUGCAGCUGGCUGUCCUCCAACAUCACAAUGCUUCUAAAGAGGGAGUGGAAGACUGCUUUUGAGCGAGUGAUGAAGAGUUUACCCUCCUCCUCUAGCCUGAAUUGUAAAGAGGGUGAGGGUACAAGCAAAAGCCAGCCUGUUCAGAGGAGUGCCGCAGAGCUCAGUGCUGGGUCCUCAUGUAUUUCUGACUGCACCCAUAAAGUCCCACUGGGAUCAGAAGUCAUGAUUGAAAUUAAGGAGGUGCUGAGUGUUGCAGUGGGACCUAGGGUUGAUGAAGAGGUUUUCACAAUUCAUCAGAUUGAGGUCCUACUGGACAGAGUGGGACAGACACUUGGAUGUAGAAAACUCCUCUCUCCUGUGGUUGAGCAGAUGUUGUUGCGUUGUACUGUUCAGCUGGCCUGCAAACUGGUAUCUGGAGAGCUGCCACUGGUUUCUUCAGACCAGGGCAACAAAAAAUCUGCUCUGCUAGAUAAGUUUCUACUCCUGUGGGGUCGCAGUCCCGCUUCUCCUGCACCUUUGCAUCUUCUUCUCAGUGAACCCACUCUCACUGCCACUCUAAGUGCCACAGACAGCGAGAGAACUGACUACCUGUUUCUGAUAAAACGACUUGUAGAGAAAGGGCUUCUGAAGGAGGAGGAAGUGGGCUCCCAUUGGUCAAAGUUGUCAGUGUUAUCGUGGCCAGAGGAGUCUGUGGAGAAGUUUCAACAGCUCUCAUUGGCCACCAAGUACCAAGUGCCUUCAAUGUCAAACCAAAUGGACAUACUGCAAGUCUCCCAGUGACCACUAGGGGACAUAGGAGUAUAGAAAUGAAUCUCAGUCAAACACUAUUGAAUUAAUGAGCAGUAUUUAAACAAAAGAAUGUAGAGCUCAUUUAAAUGAUUUUAAAAUGAUUUUAAAGUCUUGAUUUAUUGUUAGCUGUGAGGUGAACGUUUGUGACUGAAAAAUUGCUGAGUUUGAUAUUUGGCUGGAUCUAUUUCCUCACUCUGGUCGGGAUAAUUCAUAGUUUAUACAUCUCGAAAAUGAGUUUAAUACAUUUCAGGUGGGAUUUGCCAGUUUGUACUCACAAAAUAACAUAAUACAGACCCUUUACUAUGCCUUCUUGCCAUUUGCAUCAUGUAACUCUCUAUUUAUUGAAUUGUUUCUGUCAAUAUCUUACCUUAUUAUCUGAUUGUUGCUUGUAUGUUUAUGUAUCUUUGUGUGUGUGUUUAUAUUUGCAAAUGUUGAGUUAGAAAAGCCUCUGAUUUGCACUUGUAAUUACACUGUUCAUGUUGGACAAUAUUAAUAUCAGUUGAUUUUAAACUGCACACUUGUUUAAUGCUUACUUUAUCUAACGUAAUAAAAUGUACUUUAUUAUUA
Paramisgurnus dabryanus is the source of this 4530-nucleotide messenger RNA. It is a transcript of the gene cdan1, whose product is annotated as codanin 1. Gene Ontology annotation, cellular component: nucleus. Lineage: Eukaryota; Metazoa; Chordata; Actinopteri; Cypriniformes; Cobitidae. Gene Ontology annotation, biological process: chromatin organization. The record is from RefSeq and is a predicted model, not a curated record.